Molecule: messenger RNA, 395 nt
Organism: Symbiodinium sp. CCMP2456
Lineage: Eukaryota; Dinophyceae; Suessiales; Symbiodiniaceae
Source: the annotation of a GenBank genome assembly
GCGGAAAGUCAAUCUACGGUAACAAGUUUCCCGACGAGAACUUCAGCUUGAAGCACACGGGACCCGGUGUGCUGUCGAUGGCCAAUGCCGGCCCCAACACGAACGGAAGCCAGUUCUUCAUCUGCACGGUGCCCACGCCCCACCUGGACGGCAAGCACGUCGUCUUUGGAAGUGUUGUGGAAGGCAUUUGGUUUUGGGCCGUGCUGUUUGCAUUCGUUCUAGGGUUAGAGGAGUGGCAGUUAUCAUGGACCAAAAUAAGCAUGAUCGGCAUCACCAUCAUCACCACUGCCAUCACAAUCAUUAUCAUCAUCAUCAUCAUCAACAUCACCAUUGUCACGAUCAUACUGUCAUCAUCAUCAUCAUCAUCAGCAGCAGCAGCAGCAGCAGCAUCGUGA